CUAUUAACCAUGUUUAAUUUACUCUUCUUUUCAUCUCUCUCUCCAAACCCUUCUUUUCUCUCCCCAUCGUUUUCAUUUUCCAUUCUUCCUUUUUCCUUCUCUUGCUCUCACAUAGCCUCAAAACCUAUACAUAUAACCUUCAACCAUCACUAUGGCUCCUCCUUCAGAUAUCAACCAUCUCUCUAACCCUUGCAUAUAUGGGGAUUUUUCUUCUUCAUACUCAGAGAGAAAAUCUGGUUUUAUGAAAUGGUUUGGUAAGAUUUUCAAAAUCGGGUCAAAUAGAGGAAGAGUCGGGGGUCAUCAUCUUCAGCAGCCUAUAGAGGAAAACAUGGCUUGGCGAGCUCCACCUAGAUCGUUGGAUAACCGAGCUAGAACGAAGAAAGAGGACGAGGAUUUGAGCAAUGCGAUUGCACUUUCUUUAAAUGAAGAUUUGAAGAUACCAGCAGGAUAUAGAUGGCGAACGGGAGCUGAUGAUGAUUAUGCAAAAGGACUUCAGGAUCGCAUGCAUUCAUCGCUACACCCUCCGUAUGCCCCUUUACCGUAUUAUCCCCGGGGAUACAGCAUGCCAUCGCAUACCAGAUUAUGUGGAGGGUGCAACAAAGAGAUACUCUACGGGAAUUGUUUGGGAGUUGAACAAAGUUAUUUUCAUCCAGACUGCUUCCGGUGUCACUCUUGUCAUCAUCCUAUUACCGAGCGCGAGUUUUCUUUGUCAGGGAAGCAUCCGUAUCACAAAUAUUGUUUUAAAGAAUUGAGCCAUCCUAAAUGUGAAGUUUGCCAUCAUUAUAUACCUAUAAAUGGUUCUGGUUUGAUUGAGUAUAGGUGUCACCCCUAUUGGAACCAAAAGUACUGUCCAUCUCAUGAAUAUGACAAUACAUCUCGCUGUUGUAGCUGUGAAAGAUUAGAGUCUCGGGGAGAAAGAUACUUUAGAUUGGACGAUGGACGGAUUUUGUGCUUUGAGUGCAUGGAAUCUGCUAUAACAGAUACCGGCGAAUGUCAACCUCUUUAUCAUGCUAUUAGAGACUAUUAUGAAGGAAUGAAUAUGAGAAUCGAUCAACAAAUCCCGAUGCUACUAGUUGGGAGAGAAGCACUUAAUGAAGCCAUUGUUGGAGAGAAGAAUGGUUACCAUCACGUUCCAGAAACACGAGGCUUAUGCCUUUCAGAAGAGCAAACCGUCACCAGUGUACAUAAAUGGUCAAAAAUAGGUGGACAUCGAUUAAUUGGGAUGCGAGGUCAACCUCAAAAGUUGAUUCGAAGAUGUGAAGUUACAGCUAUUCUUGUUCUAUAUGGUCUUCCGAGGUUACUCACAGGUGCUAUCCUCGCGCAUGAGUUGAUGCACGGUUGGUUACGACUUAAAGGUUACCGUAAUCUUGAUCCUGCCGUAGAAGAAGGUAUUUGUCAGGUUCUUUCUUACAUGUGGCUUGACGCAGAAGUUAUGUCAGGUUCUAGAACCAGGCCAUCGAUAUCAGCGGCUUCUUCGUCCUCCUCCUCUUCCGCAUCCUCCUACUCGUCAAAGAAAGGUGUGAAAUCCAAAGUUGAAAAUAAAUUGGGUGAGUUUUUCAUGAACCAGAUUGCUAAUGAUUCUUCACCGGCUUACGGUGGAGGCUUUAGAUCAGCUAAUGCAGCGGUUAAUAAAUACGGUUUACGUUGUACUCUCGACCAUAUUCGUUUGACUGGUCAGUUCCCUAUGUAAUAAGAACAUCUUCUCUAAGGAGUUUGGAUUAUAGUGUUUGGUGUUGGAUUGGUUUAUAUCCAAUAAGUAUAAUUCACUACUAUUAUACCUUCCUUGUUUUAAUUCUAGAGAAUGUUCUUCUUA
Messenger RNA from Lathyrus oleraceus (garden pea), 1813 nucleotides. RefSeq names its product protein DA1-related 2. Gene Ontology annotation, molecular function: ubiquitin binding. The record is from RefSeq and is a predicted model, not a curated record. NCBI's taxonomy places the organism in Eukaryota, Viridiplantae, Streptophyta, Magnoliopsida, Fabales, Fabaceae. The transcript is spliced from 12 exons. The coding region runs from base 152 to 1690 and encodes 512 amino acids.